Nicotiana tabacum (common tobacco) is the source of this 591-nucleotide messenger RNA. NCBI's taxonomy places the organism in Eukaryota, Viridiplantae, Streptophyta, Magnoliopsida, Solanales, Solanaceae. The record is from RefSeq and is a predicted model, not a curated record.
AUGGCAUAUUUUGGGGAGAGCUUAGUGGGCAUUGCUUCUGAAUGGUACAUGGACCAGGAUAUUACCCGAUGGCAUAUCUGGGAUGCCCUCGCCCGGGAUUUCGUAAGGCAAUUCCAGUAUAACAUUGAUAUUUCCCCGGACAGGAACUCCUUAGCCAACUUGAAAAAGAAACCUUCAGAAAGCUUCAGAGAAUAUGUUGUUAAGUGGCGCGAGCAAGCGUCGAGAGUAAAGCCACCCAUGGACGAGACGGAGAUUGUAACAGUUUUCCUACAAGCGCAGGAGGUAGAUUAUUUUCAAAAUAUGAUGUCAGCAAUGGGCAAACCCUUUGCAGAAGCAAUUAAGAUUGGUGAGAUGGUAGAGAAUAGCCUCAAGACAUGGAGAAUUCUGAGUCAAUCCACCAUAAGAGCAACCUCCCAGGCCAUACAAGGCGGGGCGGGAGGGAUCCCAAGAAACAAGAAGAAAGAGGAAGUGUCCAUGGCAGCCUCCGGGAUGAGAAACAUCAUGCUCACAGACUUGCAUUCUCAGAAAAGGCAUCUUAAUACUAUCCCCACCAAGACAUGCACUAUGUUCCUCAACCCUAUGCAGUCAUGA